AUGGGAAAUAAAGCCUCUAAGCCGUCGAGGAAACUCGCAAAUACGAUAUCGAAGAAUGCAAACCCAAAUAUUAAUCGGUCAUCCAAUGUUAACCAAUUGCCAUCAGAAUUUUUAAAAGAAAAGUACGAGCAGAAUGCUAUUCAAAAGGAACUUAAAGCACAGCAAGAGAAAUCCACUCCAGAUGAAAGUCUUAACCAAGGGGAUCAAAUGCAUAUAUUGAAUUCGAAUAACGAGUUUGAUCCUAAGCUUUUGAAUAAAAAACUUAAAAAUUCACAGCAGGCCAAAUCGCAGGUUCCGGCUCAGCAACAGAAUCAAACACCUCAAAUGCCAGAAGGAAAGGACGGAUUUGACCCUCAUGUUGGUUCGUAUGACCAAAACUUCAUUAAUUCCGUUACUAACUUGGGUAAAAACAUUCACUCCUCUAGAUCUGCUUCCCAGAUAAACCCAAACUUUUCGGCAUUAACCCAGUUAAGAAAUCGUAAAGCAUUAUAUGAAAAGGGUCAAAAAGAAGUAGAAACACAAAUGGAUCCUCACGGGCCUGCUUCUGCGUCUCAUCGUGGUGAAAAUAAAGAUGUCAUCAGAACCAUGAUUCAUCCCCGUACUAUGGGUGCUAUCUUAAACGACCUCAGAGAUCCAAGAGUGUCCAAAGAUGGGAUUACCUUGGACUAUCAAUUACGCCCUGGAUUUUUGGAAGAUCUAGGUUCCAGAUUUAAGGUUGCUACUACGACCCAAUCUCUUGAAGAGCAUACAAAAGACGAUGAGAUCGCUCCAAAAGAGGCCCCAAAUAAGUCCAUGAUGGAUUUUAAUGAAAAUGACGAAUUAGCCGAAACUGUUGAUCAAAACAGAUUAAAUGAAUUGAAGGGCAGAUUGGGUAUGGACGAUGAACCUGAAAAUAUCGAUACUAAUAAGCGUUGA
Messenger RNA from Debaryomyces hansenii CBS767, 915 nucleotides. RefSeq lists its product as uncharacterized. Lineage: Eukaryota; Fungi; Ascomycota; Pichiomycetes; Serinales; Debaryomycetaceae. The transcript has a single exon. The record is from RefSeq and is a predicted model, not a curated record. The coding region runs from base 1 to 915 and encodes 304 amino acids.